GAACUAGCGCGUCACCAGUCACCACCACCUCUCGUCCCUCCCACGCGCCGCCCCUUCCUCCCGCACGCUGCCGCGCCAUCCUCCAACCCCAGCGCGCCGCCGCGCCGCCCCUCCCACCCCAGCGCGCCACCGCGCUGCCACCCCCAUCCCAAGGCGCCGCCGCGUCCACAUCUCCGAAACUCGCGCACUUUUACCGCCGGGCCACGAACUGGGCACCUCCCUCUUCACCGCGCCGGCGGUCGCCUUCCCCAAUGCGCGCCGGCAGCCUGCCUUCCCCGCGCCGGCGGACUCCCUCCCAACGCGUGCCGACAGCCUUCCUUCCCCGCGCCGGCGGCCUCCCUCCCAUCGCGUGCCAACGGCCACCCUUCCCAGCGCCGGCGGCGUCCCUCCCAAAGCACGCCGGCACCUCCGUUCCCCGUGCCGGCGGGGGGCAGCUUCCCUCCGAACGCGUGGCGCAUUUUCCUCCAAUGGAUGUGCACAACUCGUGGCGCUACCUCCUGGUCAGCUGGUUCCCGUCGGCCUCCUCGCCGCAACCGGACAAAUCCUCCAGCGGGACCUCGGACGGCCCGACGCACUCCCUCGAACUGUCGCGCGUCCUCCCUCGAACGGCCGGACUCGUUUACCUCCUCCAAUAUGCGCAGGUUUUGAUUUCAGAGAAGUCGCAGAACACAAAGGAAAGAAGAGCCAUGUUUUCUAUUGUUGUUAUUUUGUUGCCCUCAUGGUGUUUACUGAAAUGCCUACAACAACUUAAGGUGUUCUCGUCAGGUCGCGGCCUCUUCCGCCGUCAGGUCACAGCCUCUUCCGCCGUCAGAUCGCAGCCUCUUCCUUCUGCACGUCGCCACCUCCUGCUGCUGCAGGCCGUGCCCCAUCCCCUAUUCUCGCGUGGUCGCCAACGAGGAGGUGACCAAUUGUUGAUCCUGAAGUUUCAUCACAUGAUUUUUUGUCUCUGAAUUUUGCACCAAUUCUUGAUCCUGAAGCAUCAAUGCUUGAGCACUGAUUUUUGUGUGUUAGUUCAAAUUUUGCGUCAAGCAGUUCGACAAGGGCGCGUCCCUUAGUACUACGAUGACGAGGCAGACAGCCGCCCUCUUUGUGACCUGCUGCUAUUCCCCAUCUUGCACUGGCGGACUGAUGAUGCGGGAGCUGCCCUCUUCGCUACAACCCCAUGUGGAUCUCUCUCUUUCUCCUCUCUUAAAUUCGUUGAAAAAGUUGGUUGCUUGUUCUUGUUGUGUCGUGAAUACCCUCAAGUUGUUUGAUAUUAUUCCUAUGAGAAAACUGAUCCAUAGCAGUUUUUGUUCCAGAGCUGUUCAAAGUUCAGACUUACGUUUUGUGAAGGCAAGGACAAGGAGAAGCCUAUGGAUAACAGUUCGUGUGGAGCUUGGCCAGUUCCUCUGUUCAUGUGUGAGCUUGCUCAGUUUGUCCAUUUAUCUCUGUUCAGUUCAUGUAGAGGAUCCCUCGAAUUCACCUCCUCUCGUUCUUUAUCACAAAUGAUUUUCGCUAUCCGCAGCAAAUUACAGUAUGAGAGUGGGAGUUUUAUAUUGUACUCUCUGCCUGCACAAUGCAUUUUGUAGUGUUGGUAGUUGUAGAGAUUUGUUUGUGUUAAAAAAUGGUUUUAUGUAUUUUGUAGUGUCGGUACUUAAGUAGAACAUUAGUUCAAAUCUUCAAAUUUUAUAUAGUUCAAGUACAUAAGGAACAUAAGGAACUUUAGUUAGUUUCUUGAAUUUCGACUCCUUCAGUUUUUGUUCUUAACCAGUUUUUGUUCAAGUAUAUUAGGACUGACGCCAUUAGUUUAAAAAAGGAGCUUCAGUAGAUGUGGAGAUUGGUAAAAUCUAAAGUUCAACUAUUCUGAUGGGGCACUUCAUAAAGCAAAGAAAAAAGAAAGCAGAGCAAAAGUGAAGAAAAAGAAAAAGAAAACCAAAGUGGUCCUGAGAAGAAAAUGCCUACUGUCCAGUAAUACAUUCUCUCGUUAGUCUAUGUUUAUUUGUCGUGAGAAUAAAAAAACAGUGGUACAAUACAUAUUACGUGAGCUGUUCAUAUAAAAAAAUGCCUCGGUUUGUGUAACAUCAGUUCUAACUUUUAUAGCUUGAUAAAUGAUUAGAAGUCAAUCUGAAUUCAUUUUGAUCCAUUCUCUUGUAUUUUAGGCUGAACUCCAAUACUUGCAUCCGCCACCCCAACGCCGGCGUGCUCCCUCAGUCCUCUCUCGACAAAUCCAACAGUACAGGUUCUCCGGUGCGCCAAGUAUUGCCUGCGGCGAUGCCUACAUCAUGGCCCAUUGAGGAGAUCUUGUGUAUUCGACAUAGAAGAAAUAUUGUCAGUUCAUGAAUAGAGAAUUUCUGUACCAGACUUAAUAUUAGUUCAGUGCGUAUUCUAUCUUCAGUCCAAGAAAAAUCACAGAAUAGUUGGUGCGUGUGCACAAAUAUCGUCAGUGCAAGUUUCAAAAUUCUGUAACUUUAGAUAUAUCACCUGAAAAAGUAAUGAUUUGCAGCGAGUUUCUUCAAAA
This is a messenger RNA of Triticum aestivum (bread wheat), 2497 nucleotides long. RefSeq lists its product as uncharacterized. The record is from RefSeq and is a predicted model, not a curated record. The transcript is spliced from 4 exons. Lineage: Eukaryota; Viridiplantae; Streptophyta; Magnoliopsida; Poales; Poaceae. Bases 252 to 950 code for a protein of 232 amino acids.